CUUAUUUCUACUAACAAAUGUUUCAAAAAUGAAUAUGUUACAAAUCAAAGCAGCAACCCCUUGAAAUAGAAAAAUUUGAGCUUUUCAAUAUUUUUGAUAGUAAAAUAAUCAGCUAUCUUACAAAAUAAAAAAGAUUUAACUUGGAGUAUUAGUUAGUUUUUCUGCAUAGAGAGAAAACAGGACUAUGAAUUUUAUGUGAAUUUAAUUUUUGAGAUAAAAGUAAUGUAUUUAUUUUAUUACAAAUUUAAAGAAGAUAUAAUAGGAAACUUUUAUAAAAUUAUCAGCUAAAAAAUUUUAUUUGAUACUUUCAAAAGCUUUAAGUGCCAACAAAACAAAUUUAUAAUUUAUAAUUUUUAAUAAAAUAGUAAUUUAAUAAAAAAAAAAGGAAAUCAUAAAAAAAUGAGUUAAUAAUAAUAAUAAUACAAAGGAAAAUGUAAUUGCUCAUUUUGCAAUAAAUUUAGUGAAAUGGAGGGAGAAAAAAAUGGAGAUGAAAUAGAGGAAUGCAAAGAAAAUUAAUCUGAUUCAUCUUACUAAAAUGACUAAUAAUAUGAAGAUUUAAAAUUUAAUUACAUAUAAGAUGAAAAUGAACAAAGUUAUAAUGAUUUAAAUGACCAAUAAGAUGAUGAAAUUGAAUAAAAUUAAAAUGAUUAAAAUGACCGAUAAGAUGAUGAAAUCGAACAAAAUUAAAAUGAUUAAAAUGACCAAUAAGAUGAUGAAAUUGAACAAAAUUAAAUUUAUUUAGAUGACCAAUGGGAUGAUGAAAUUGAACAAAAUUAAAAUGAUUUAAAUGACCAAUAAGAUGAUGAAAUUGAACAAAAUUAAAUUAAUUUAAAUAACCAAUAAGAUGAUGAAAUUGAACAAAAUUAAAAUGAUUAAAAUGACCAAUAAGAUGAUGAAAUUGAACAAAAUUAAAUUAAUUUAAAUAACCAAUAAGAUGAUGAAAUUGAACAAAAUUAAAAUGAUUAAAAUGACCAAUAAGAUGAAGAAAAUAAGCUAAAUAGUCCCUAACAUGGCUAGCCAUUCAAAGAUGAAGCGAAUCAUUAUUUAGAAAGCGAUUCAUAAAUGAUUCAAGAUUGUAUAGGUCAAUUUUCUAAUUUAAAAGCUGUUCAACGAUAAAACAAAGUCAAUCGUGAUUUUAUGGAAAAUUUUGUGACUUAAUACCCAACCUCUGAUUUAUCAUUACCAGAUAUUUCCUUUCAUUUCAAACCUGAUGGAUCAUAAGCUAUCCUCUUUUACAUUUUCUGUUAACCUGAAAUACUAUAAAAGUGUGUAGCUAAAAGAAAUGAUAUAGCGGAAUUAUAUUAUGACUCAAAAGGAUUCACUAUACUUUUAGUUAUUAAUCCCAAAAUUUACUAUGAGAAUUAUGAAUAAAAGUAUUAAGAAUUUAAUUCUAAUGAGAUACCUCUGGAGGUUUUUAUUUCUAACAAAUUUGAGAAUUAAUAAAAGAUCUUGAACAAAAUAGGUUUGUAAACAAAAGGAUAAAUAAAGGUAUUCCCUCUAAUCAAAAAUUUAAGACUUAGAGGAGAUUUGUAUGAAUUGUUUGAGUGUUUAAAUGAUCAAUUUGAAUUUAAUUAUUUAAAUUGUAGUGAUCACUGUUUCGCUUACUACACUUAGUCAGAUAAUUUAAAUUAGCUUGAAGGCUUGAUCAUAGGUCCAAAAGACACUCCUUACGAAGGAAUACCCUACACUGUUACUAUUGUUAUACCUGAAGAUUACCCUACUGAGCCUCCCAAAGUUACUUUCAACUAGUAAAUUCUGCAUCCAAACAUCAGUGAAUCAGGAGAAAUAUGUCUAAAUAUUCUCUAAGAUAAAUGGAGUACAGUGCUUACCAUUUAAAAAGUACUUGUAAGUAUAGUCAGUUUACUUUAUGAAAAGAAUUUAGAUGAUGUUUAUAAUCACUAUGCAAAAACCCUAUAUAAAGAAGAUCCUGAAGGAUUCAAAACCUUAAUUAAAAAACAAUCCAUAUUACAAGACAGCCAAAAGCUAAAAAUUGACUUCAAAUAAUUAGCAAAAGUACCCAUAAAUGAAUAUAAUGGAUAUAAUGAAUAUGAAAUUAAUGAGGAAUAUUAUAAUUAUGAUGACGCUAACGAUUAUAUGGAUGUAGAAGAUGAAUGA
Molecule: messenger RNA, 2115 nt
Organism: Tetrahymena thermophila SB210
Lineage: Eukaryota; Ciliophora; Oligohymenophorea; Hymenostomatida; Tetrahymenidae
Product: ubiquitin-conjugating enzyme E2
Exons: 1
Source: RefSeq, a predicted model, not a curated record